UAUACCAAACAAACUCAAAUGUCGCUUGUGGCUGAUUAUAGCGAUUCAUCUGAUUCUGAAACUAGCAAUGAAUCGGAAGCAGAAGUUAUUGGUAACGCCCCACUAGCGAAAAACCAAAAAGCCUUGCCGAGCGCAAAUACCGUCUUAGCUAACGUUGGUUGCAAAAAGGCAGGGGAGGUGUUUAGUAAUCCAUUCUUGGAGGCAGAGCUCAACCAAACAGCGUCGCUGGAACGGCACGUCAAAAUGGUUAACUCUGACACGCAUUUGCAAUUAAAGAAUGGAAAAAAGAUUUGCUGGAACUACCGGAAAGGGCGUUGCAGAUUUGGUACCAGCUGCCAGUAUGCACACGAUUCGGAUUUGUCUACGACUGAGACUGCUACGAAUGAAGCAAGUUUGGAUGUUUCAAAAUCUAUACUAACAGCAUCUCCAACGACAACAGCAACUUCCGGCAGUGUUGUUCUUAGCAAACGUAAACGGCCUGGUCUGAGUGAUGGUAUAGAGCCGAGCAAGCGAGUCAUGAAAUCUUACCAGCAGCAUUCUAAAUGAAUAUGUUAUCCUUUUGUUUA
This is a messenger RNA of Scaptodrosophila lebanonensis, 566 nucleotides long. RefSeq lists its product as uncharacterized. Bases 19 to 546 code for a protein of 175 amino acids. Gene Ontology annotation, molecular function: metal ion binding. The record is from RefSeq and is a predicted model, not a curated record. NCBI's taxonomy places the organism in Eukaryota, Metazoa, Arthropoda, Insecta, Diptera, Drosophilidae. The transcript is spliced from 2 exons.